This is a messenger RNA of Talaromyces rugulosus, 594 nucleotides long. RefSeq lists its product as uncharacterized. The record is from RefSeq and is a predicted model, not a curated record. The transcript has 2 exons. The coding region runs from base 1 to 594 and encodes 197 amino acids. NCBI's taxonomy places the organism in Eukaryota, Fungi, Ascomycota, Eurotiomycetes, Eurotiales, Trichocomaceae.
AUGCCUACUAGAGUACACGACUGUCAUCAACCAUGGGUCGUCAGCCAGAAGUUCGAGUGGACUGUUUCUGGGUUGAUCACUGCAGCUGAAUUUCACUUUUUAAACGUUUUUGUUGGCACAACCAUCAACUUUGUGGGAGGCCCGUAUUCAGGGGCAAUAAAGGAACCGGAUCUCCUGAUCCAACCCGACAACCAACACCUGCCCUCUGUCAUCAUUGAGUCUGGGUGGAGCGAAUCUGUGCCCCGACUUCGCGACGAUAUGAAUCUCUGGCUGGUCGGUGGCGGGGGGAAGGUCCGCGCAGCUAUUAUUCUCAGCUGGCAGAGACUCUCUAACACCAACCAGGUCCGGGGUAACCUUGAGCUCUAUACCCUGGACCGGAAUGGAAUGCCGCAGCAUAAUACCGACCUCGCCAUAUUCCCUUCCCCUACUCCUGCUGUGGCUGCAGCCCAGCAACUCAUUCUGACAAGAAGAGAAGUUUUUGGUGACCAUGUCCCUCCCGGCCGAAAUCCCACCGACCAACUACCAUUCUCAAUCAAUAUACUCCGAGGCGAAGCCAGGGAUGCAUUACAGUUGAUGGGUCUGAUACCAGCAUGA